AUGGUUGCAACAUUAUUUGGAAUCGAGUAUAAAGUUGUAGAAGAAGGUGUUAUUGAUAAUGAUCAACAUAUUAAAUUAUUAGAAAGCUUAACGGAAGAAGGUGGUCGUAGAGCUGUCGUUUUUUUAUAUCAAGAAAUGGAACCUCCUCCUUUAGAGGCAGGAAGAGCACUGUCUGACAACACACUUCCUUUUAAAAGAAUUAUUGUAACUGAUGGAAGUGAUAGUCCAUGCAAAGACAGAGCUAUUGUGGUUUAUAGAACUAAAGGUCACAUAAAUAUCGAACCAAGAAACGUUUGCGAGGAUAUGUUGUAUGCAUCUUUAGAAGUUGAUCCAAACGAUAUAAAUACGGUAUCUGCCAUGCAAGGUCUAUUAGGAAGAACUUCAUCCAAAUCAUUGGAAGUAUUUACACAAUGGGGUGAACUUAACAAAACAAACACUGGUUUAAUGGCAAAAAAAGAAUUUUUAGACGAAUAUAAAGCGUUUGAUAAUUUUAUUUCCGCUACUAAAUCAGAUUUAGAUGGUAAAAUUAAAUUUCAAUUUCCCGAAGAAAUAUAUAAAAAUUUUUUAACAACUCCCGAGGAUGUAAAAAUAGCUGCCCGAAAUCCAGAUAUUGCAUCAGAAGUAAAUGCCUACGGGAAAAUUUGGGUUAAACAAAUAGAAAAAGUUUUAGUUGAAGCAGAACAAAUUAGGCGUGAAAAAGAUGAUGUUGGACCAAUGGCAGAAUUAGAAUAUUGGAGAAAAUGGCUAACAAAAUUUACUUCAGUUGUCGAAUUUAUAAAAACUGAAAAAUUAAAAAUGUGUUUGCAGUGUUUACGAUAUUCAAGGUCUAAAAUAAUUCCACUUUGGGGCCCUUUAGAUAAUAGAAUCACUGAAGCUUGUAACGAAGCUGCAGAUAAUGUUAAAUAUUUAUAUGCAUUGGAAAGGUACAGUGAACCUUUAUACACGUGUGAUCCUACCACAAUGGGAGACCACAUAUCAAGUUUAAUGUACACAAUCCGUAUGAUUUAUGCUACUUCUCGUUAUUACAAUACCUCAGAAAGAGUGACAGCACUUUUGGUUAAAGUAACCAAUCAAAUGGUUACGCAGUGUAGAAAUUAUUUAACAGAAAAUGGUACAAAAACCGUUUGGGAACAUAAAAAAAAAGAUAUUAUAACAAAAAUGAGGGUAUGUUUAAAUCUUUAUAAAAAAUAUAAAAGUUGCUUUGCCGAAACCCAAAGACAAAUAAAUGAAAAUCCCGAAGAAAAAGCAUUUGGUUGUUCAGAAGCUAAUGUUUUUGUUAAAUUUGAAUCUUUUCGAAUUAGACUUGAGAGAUUAACAGAUACGCUGGAAACUUAUUUAGCAUAUUCAAUUAUUCAAAGUUCUCGACUUGAAGGUAUAGAUUAUUAUGUUAAAAGUUUCAAUAAAUAUUUUAAUGACAUGGCUUCAAAACCAUAUGACGCUUUAAACCACAGAAAACCGUAUUUCGAUGCUGACUAUGAUGUUUUUAAACAACAAGUAAAUACUUGGGAACAAGAAAUAAGAAAUUAUUUGGGUGAAACGUUAGCUACAAUGCCAAACGUUCAAGAAUCAUUAAGAAUACUAGAGAGAUUUGACAAAUUGAAUUUACCUUGCUUGCUUAUAAAUAGAAAAUAUUUAGAAUUAUUAGAUAAAUUUUACGACGAAAUUGGUGAUGUGAGAGAUAGAUAUAAUGAAGAUCGACAAAGUUGUCCGGUUCCUAAAAAUAUGCCUCCAGUUUCUGGACGAAUAUUUUGGGUUCGACAGCUUUAUAAAAGAAUAGAAGAACCAAUGGAUAUUUUUAAAACUAAGAAAGCGGUUAUAGAACAUCCUCGAGCUCAGAAAGUAAUAAAAUUAUACAAUUGUAUUUGUAAAGUAUUUGUUCAAUAUGAAUUGGUUCACCAUCAACUUUGGUGUGAACAUGUUUCUCAAGUUGAAGAAUGUUUAGUGGUUCCAGUUUUAACUAAACACCCUAGAAAAAAUAUGAUCAAUGUAAAUUUUAAUAGUUACAUAGAAGAAGUUAUUAGAGAAGUUGAAUACAUGAGGUCUGUUCCUCGUUUAUUUUUACCAUUGAUGCGACCGUUAUUAUACGAUUUAGAACUGGCUUUUAAUCCUGGUAUGGCCGAUAUAACUUGGGUAUCUUCCGAAAUAUCUAACUUUUGCGAACAAGUUGAAACAAAGUUAAUUAAAGUUGGUUGCUUUAUAAAAGAAUUGGUUGACAUGAAAGCUGCUCGUAUUGACGAGCCUUUGCUGGCCAUAUCAAAAACUUCUUUCUUGGAAAUCCCAACGGAUUCAGCCGUUUCACCUCAAGAAUUUUACGAAUCAAAUGUGACUUUGAGACUAAAUUUAGAAAAAGAAAUAGAAACCAAAUAUUCUGUGAUUGAAGAAGCGGCUAUUGAACUCAUCGAUCGCUUUGUUGAUACAUUUGAUGUUCCUUCGGUGGCCAAUGAAAAAUAUUUUUGGUUAGAUCCAUCGAAAAUUUUAAAACCAAGUAGUUCUGCCAUGAAUUUAGUUAUUUCCGAUGACAUAGCGUUUAGAGCAGUGGAAAAAGUAACCGAAGAGGAUCUUACUCAGUUUAAAAAUGAUUGUAUGGACAUGUUUGCGUAUUUUUUCCAAAGGAGCAUAGAUGCACUUGUACGUGCCACAAAAUCAUCUCUAGAAGCUCUAAGACGGCGAGCUUUUGCUUUUACCGUCGUUACCGAAGAAGAAUCAAAUUUUAUAAAACCAUUUUUAUACACUCAUAUGGUAUUACAUAUUCCGACCAUUUCAAUAUCUCCGAAUUUAGAUGAAAUACAAUCGUAUUGCGGGAAGGUGGUAUCAAAUAUUUUAGAAACUCAUAAAGGAAUAAUUCAAUGGGGUCAACGUUCGGAUAAGUUGGCCGCUAUUGAAGAUAAACCAAUAUUUGAAGAAGAAAUCGAAGAAGAAGAUGAAGGUGAAAAACUUAUAACUGAAGAAUCGCAAGAACACGAAGAAAAUGAAGAAGAAGAGAUUUUAGAGGAAGAAGAAAAUGAAUUAGAACAUGGUUUAAAAAAAGGUUCAUUUAAAACGAAAUUGAAAAAUUAUUAUAAACUAAUAGCGGAUCACAAAGAAAUUGUUAGAAAUGUUAUGUCAUUACAAGGAGCCAUGCUAUUAUUAAAGCCCGACGUUAUUAAAUGUAACGAAGAAUAUUUAAAAUUUUCAUAUUUGUGGGCCGAUGAUAGAGAACUUCAAGUUAAAAGUUUUGUCGAUCAGGAGCCCAUAUAUCAGGAAAUAAAAGAUAAAUUUACCGAAUUUAUCGUUAAUAUUGAUUUAGUACAAAGUUUACCUGAAAGACACGUUAUCGGAGCAUUGGAAGUACGAUUGGAUAAAAUUAAAGGUGCUUUACUUGCCGAAGCUACGACAUGGAAAUUUUUAUUAGGAAAAUUUUUAAUGCACGCAUACGGUUUAAAAUUAAAAUCCAUUGUUGAUUUUAUUAAAGAGCGAAAUAAUAUUCUUUCGAGAGCAAUCAAUGAUUUGGAUGAUGUUAGAUCAGCCAUGAGUUGUUUAGAUUUAAUUAGAGAAAAUUUUAUAAGAAUUGACAUAACUUUGGGUUUAAUUGAAGAAACUUAUGCAUUAUUUGCUAAAUUUGGUGUUACUGUUCCCAAAGAAGAACAGGAAAAAGUUGAUUCUCUAAGAUAUAAUUUUGAAUUAAUGAUUGAAACGUCGAAAAAGGUUCAAAAGAAUUUGGUGGACGUUCAAGAACCAUUUAAAGUAGAAUUAAUAAAAGAAAUAAAAAAAUUUAAAAUGGAUUUAGAAAAUUUCGAUAGAGAUUUCGAAGUUGGAGGACCUCUUGUACCUGGAUUGGCUGCUCGCGAAGCUAGCGAUAGAGUCACAUUAUUUCAAAUGCGUUUUGAUGAUUUAUGGGAACGUUAUGAAAGAUAUGCCAACGGAGAAAGAUUAUUCGGUUUACCAUUGAGUGAUUAUCCAACAUUAUUUGAACGUAAAAAACAAAUGAACUUGCUCAACAAACUCUAUUCGUUAUAUGUACAAGUAAUGCGUUCGAUUGACGGUUACAAUAAUCUUUUGUGGGCGGAUAUUGAUAUAGAUGUUAUAAAUGCCGAAUUAACGGAAUUUCAAAAUAGAUGUCGAAAAUUACCAAAAGGUAUGAAAGAUUGGCCAGCAUUCAUUGAAUUAAAAAAGAAAAUUGAUGAUUUUAAUGAAACUUGUCCCCUGUUGGAAAUGAUGGCUAAUAAGGCUAUGAAAGAUAGACAUUGGAUAAGGCUAUCAAAACUUUUGGGAUAUGAAUUUGAUGUGGAAUCAGAAACGUUUUUAUUGAAAAAUGUUAUGGAUGCGCCAUUGUUAAAAUAUAAAGAAGAUGUCGAGGAUAUUUGCAUUAGUGCCAUUAAAGAAAAAGAUAUUGAAGCGAAAUUAAAACAAGUAAUAGCGGAUUGGUCUGUGGUGGAAUUGAGUUUUUCACAUUUCAAAAGUCGUGGAGAAUUAUUAUUAAAGGGAACGGAAACUGCAGAAAUAAUUGCUUUAUUAGAAGACAGUUUAAUGCUUUUAUCCUCGCUUCUUUCCAACAGGUACAAUGCAUUCUUUAAAAAAGAUAUUCAAUUGUGGGUGUGGAAAUUAAGCACAACUUCGGAAAUAUUGGAAACCUGGAUGACGGUUCAAAAUUUAUGGGUUUAUUUGGAGGCUGUUUUCGUCGGUGGUGAUAUAGCUAAACAACUUCCAGCCGAAUCGAAAAGGUUUGCGGCCAUUGAUAAGUCUUGGGUAAGAAUUAUGCACAGGGCAAGAGACAUAGCUUUGGUGAUUGAGGUGUGCGUCGGAGAUGAAACAAUGCUUCAAAUGUUACCACACUUGUUGGAACAACUGGAAUCAUGUCAAAAAUCAUUAACCGGUUACCUGGAAUCAAAAAGAUUAUUGUUUCCAAGAUUUUUUUUCGUUUCCGAUCCUGCUUUGCUGGAAAUUUUAGGUCAAGCAUCGGACAGUCACACAAUUCAAAAUCAUUUAUUGAGUGUUUUUGAAAAUGUUUACAUGGUUGAAUUUGAUGAUAAAGUAUACGAUCGUAUUACCGCCAUCAUGUCGAAAGAAAUGGAAAAAAUUCCAUUAGAAAAAGAAGUUUUUGCUAUCGGAGGAGUUGAAUUUUGGUUAGGAAAUUUACUAAAAAUGGCACUUCAAUCAUUGAAUAUUGUCAUUGGUCAAGCUGCGGUUGCCAUAAAAGAUCCCGAUUUUCAAGUUCUUGAUUUCUUAGACAAAUUUCCAGCUCAAGUUGGUUUAUUAGGAAUUCAAUUUAUUUGGACCAGGGAUUCUGAAUUGGCGCUUAACAAAUGUCGAAUUGACAAGACAAUAAUGAAAGAAACAAACUUAAAAUUUUUAGCUUUAUUGAAUUUAUUAAUCGAACAAACGACAAAAGAUUUAUCGAAAUUCACUCGCGUUAAAUUUGAAACUCUUGUCACAAUUCACGUUCAUCAAAGAGAUAUUUUCGAUGAUUUAGUCAGAAUGAAAGUUAAAAGCGUUACCGAUUUCGAAUGGUUAAAACAAGCAAGAUUUUAUUGGUUGGAAGAGGAAGAAGAAUGUUUGGUACGAAUAACCGAUGUUAAUUUCAUAUAUCAAAAUGAAUUUUUGGGUUGCACGGAACGUCUUGUGAUAACUCCAUUAACCGACCGAUGUUAUAUAACACUCGCACAAUCAGUCGGAAUGAAUAUGGGUGGAGCUCCAGCCGGACCAGCUGGAACUGGUAAAACGGAAACAACCAAAGAUAUGGCAAAAGCAUUAGGAAAAUAUUGCGUCGUUUUUAAUUGUUCGGAUCAAAUGGAUUUCAGAGGAUUGGGAAGAAUUUUUAAAGGUUUAGCACAAUCUGGAUCUUGGGGAUGCUUCGAUGAAUUCAAUAGAAUCGAACUACCCGUGCUUUCGGUCGCUGCCCAACAAAUAAAUAUUGUUUUCACAGCGAAAAAAGAACGAAAAUCAUAUUUUAUAUUUAGCGAUGGUGACAUGGUUUCUCUAAAUAUGGAAUUUGGUAUAUUUAUAACUAUGAACCCUGGUUAUGCCGGACGUCAGGAACUACCGGAAAAUUUAAAAAUUAUGUUUAGAACUGUGGCAAUGAUGGUACCGGACAGGCAAAUCAUCAUGAGAGUUAAAUUGGCUUCUUGCGGAUUUAAAGAAAAUGUACCAUUGGCGAAAAAAUUUUUCACUUUGUACAAACUUUGCGAAGAGCAACUUAGCAAACAAGUCCAUUACGAUUUCGGUUUAAGAAAUAUAUUAUCCGUUUUGAGAACUUUAGGAUCGCAAAAAAAACAAUAUCCAUCCGAUUCUGAAGAAAUGUUGGUCAUGAGAGUUUUAAGAGACAUGAACUUAUCAAAACUGGUCGAUGAAGAUGAAUCGCUUUUUGUUUCUCUUAUUGAGGAUUUGUUUCCCGGCGUGAAAUUGGGUGCAGCCGUGGUUAAAAAGAAUCUUCAAACUGCCAUUAAUUUAGUUUGUAAUCAAAUGAAUUUAGUCAAUCAUCCACCUUGGAAUUUAAAAUUGGUACAAUUAAUGGAAACAUCUCUUGUACGUCACGGUUUAAUGACGUUGGGACCAACGGGAGCUGGGAAAACCAAAUGCAUCCACGUUUUAAUGCGAUCUUUUACCGAAAUAGGAAAUCCACACAAAGAAAUGAGAAUGAAUCCAAAGGCUAUCACAGCAGCUCAAAUGUUUGGACGAUUGGAUGUUGCCACAAACGAUUGGACCGAUGGAAUAUUUUCUACAUUAUGGCGUAGAUCCUUGAAAGUUAAAAAGACGGAUAGCACUUGGAUCGUUUUGGAUGGACCCGUCGAUGCAGUAUGGAUAGAAAAUUUAAAUAGCGUACUGGAUGAUAAUAAAACUUUGACAUUAGCCAACGGAGACAGAAUUGUUAUGGCUCCAAAUGCUAAAUUAGUAUUCGAACCGGAUAAUGUAGAUAAUGCGUCUCCAGCAACCGUAUCCAGAAUGGGAAUGGUUUUCAUGAGUUCAUCCGUAUUAAAUUGGCAGCCUAUUCUUGACGGAUGGUUAAAACAGAGACCCGAAGGUGAAGCUACGAUAAUACGAAAUUUAUUUUACAAAAUUUACGAAGAUCUUCAAUUUUUUGUUCAAACGAAAUUGGUGGCAAAAAUGGCGAUUGGGGCUGCUUUGUAUAUUCGUCAAUGUUGUGACGUCCUCGAAGGUUUAAUCUAUUCAGAAGAUGAUCCUCGAACCCUUCCGGAUUAUCAUUUGGAAAGGUUUUUCUUGUUUGCUUUAAUGUGGAGUUUGGGAGCCGUCCUGGAACUUGAUGAACGGGAAAAACUAGAAACUUUUGUAUUGGGACAUAAAUCAAAACUUAAAUGGCCAAAGCUUCACGGAGGGGAUUCUAUAUUUGAAUUUGUCGUUAACUAUGACGGAUUUUGGGAACAUUGGUCUGAAAGAGUUGUCGAUUAUGUAUAUCCGGAAGAUUCCGUUCCUGAAUAUUCAAGUAUUUUAGUACCUAAUGUUGAUAAUGUGAGAACUGCAUUUUUAAUUGAAAUCAUUGCUAAACAGUCAAAAGGUGUACUUCUCAUAGGAGAACAAGGAACUGCCAAAACCGUAAUGAUAAAGAGUUUUAUGGCAAAAUAUGAUCCCGAAACUCAUCUUAGUAAAAGUUUCAAUUUUUCUUCUGCUACCACUCCAAACAUGUUCCAGAGAAUAAUAGAAAGCUACGUAGACAAACGAGUAGGUACCACGUACGGGCCUCCGAACGGAAGAAAAAUGUCCGUGUUUAUAGAUGAUAUUAAUAUGCCGGUAAUAAAUGCAUGGGGAGAUCAAGUCACCAACGAAAUAGUCCGUCAAUUAAUGGAAAUGAAAGGUUUUUAUUCGUUGGAGAAACCAGGAGAAUUUUCAACUAUAAUCGACAUUCAAUUUUUGGCGGCCAUGAUACAUCCCGGCGGAGGAAGAAAUGACAUUCCUCCAAGAUUAAAAAGGCAAUAUUGUAUUUUUAACUGUACUUUGCCUUCGAGCAAAUCAAUGGACAAAAUAUUUUCUGUCAUUGGAGAGGGUUAUUUUUGUUCAAAACGAUUUAAACAAGAAAUAGUAGAGUUUGUACCAAAAUUAAUUCCUUUAACUAGAAUUAUGUGGCAAACAACGAAAAAUAAAAUGUUGCCAACUCCGGCAAAAUUUCAUUACGUUUUUAAUUUAAGAGAUUUAAGUAGAAUAUGGCAAGGAAUAUUAAACAUACAAGAUCCAGAAUGUCCAACCAUUGUUACUUUAUUAAAAUUAUGGCAACACGAAUGCAAACGAGUGAUUUCAGAUAGGUUCACAACAUUCGAAGAUCAAAAAUGGUUUCGACAUAAUUUACAAAAAAUUGCACACCAAGAACUUGACGAUGAUUUUAAAUAUUACGAAGAUGAUAAUGCAUUUUUUGUUGAUUUUCUACGUGAUGUUCCGGAAGCAACGGGAGAUGAACCUGAAGAUUUUGUAUUUGAAGCUCCCAAAAUUUACGAAGAAGUUGUCGACUGGCAGUUGGUUAUAGAUAAAUUAUUUUUUUACAUGGCGGGUUACAACGAUGUGAUUCGAGGUGCCAAAUUAGACAUGGUAUUUUUCCAGGAUGCUGUGAUACACCUUAUAAUUAUAUCACGUGUUAUUGAAACACCUAGAGGGAAUCAAAUGUUGGUGGGUGUAGGCGGUUCGGGUAAACAGUCUCUCACUAAACUGGCAUCAUUUAUUUCCGGUUAUAAAACUCAUCAAAUAACACUAACUCGAUCCUAUAAUCUUUCAAAUUUCCAAGACGAUUUGAAAUAUUUAUACAAAGUUGCCGGUGCGGAAGGUCACGGUAUUACAUUUAUUUUUACCGAUAAUGAUAUUAAAGAUGAAGCUUUCUUGGAAUUUUUGAAUAAUAUAUUAAGCGCUGGAGAAGUGGCUAAUUUAUUUGCAAAAGAUGAACUCGAUGAUAUCACGAACGAUUUGGUAACAGUUAUGAGGAAAAAAGAUCCAAGAAGACCACCGACAGCAGACAAUUUGUACGACUUUUUUAUUUCACGGGCUAGAAAUAAUCUUCACAUAGUUCUUUGCUUUUCUCCGGUUGGAGGAAAAUUUAGAUCUAGAUCGUUAAAAUUUCCCGGAUUGAUUUCCGGUGUAACAAUUGACUGGUUUCAAAAAUGGCCGAAAGAUGCUUUGAUAGCCGUAUCUAAUCAUUUCUUGCAACAUUUUAAUAUUGUAUGCACGCCGGAAGUUAAAGAAGAACUUAUUAUUAACAUGGCAUACGUUCACGAUAACGUAAAUGAUAUUUGUGUCGCGUAUUUCAAUAAGUAUCGACGUCAAACUCAUGUCACUCCGAAAUCAUUUUUAUCUUUUCUUGACGGUUAUAAAAAGAUUUAUGUUGAUAGAUCAAAUACAAUAAAUUUGAUGGCGAAAAGAAUGAGUGUAGGUUUGACAAAACUUGUGGAAGCAGCUGCAAGUGUGGACGCUUUAAAGAAAGAACUUGAAGUUAAAGUGAAAGAAAUUGCUGUCGCGUCGGCUCAAACCGAAGAAGUUUUAACCGAAGUAGGUAAAUCUCAAGAAGCUGCUGCCAUUGUUAAAGCCGAAGUACAAACGGUGAAAGAAAAAGCAGAAGCUUUGGUCGUGGUAAUCGGAAAAGAAACAGCAGUAGCAGAAGGUAAACUUGAAGCCGCGAGACCUGCUCUAGAAGCAGCCGAAGCUGCUCUUCUGACCAUAAAAGCUGCUGAUAUUGCAACAGUUCGAAAAUUGGGUAAACCUCCACAUUUGAUAACGUGUAUUAUGGAUGUGGUAUUAAUAUUGUUUCAAAAAAAAUUAUUACCUAUAACCGUGGAUCCAGAAAAAAACUUUAUAAUGACAAGCUGGCAAGAAUCAUUAAAGGUAAUGGCGGAUUCAAAGUUUCUGUCAAAUUUACAAAAUUUUCCAAAAGAUCGUAUAAAUGCGGAAACGAUCGACUUAAUGAAGCCUUAUUUAGAAUUUAGCGAUUAUACUUUCGAAAAAGCCAAAACCGUUUGCGGUAAUGUGGCCGGUUUGAUUCGAUGGACGAUUGCCAUGGCUGAAUUUUUCGUUGUAAACAAAGAAGUUUUACCGUUGAAGGCUAAUUUGGCUGUACAACAAGCAAAAUUAACCGGAGCUAGAAAAGAAUUGAAAAAUGCUCAAGAAUUAUUAGAUUCUAAACAAAAAGAAUUGGAUGCUGUGCAAAUUCUUUUUGAUACCGCAAUGUCUAAGAAGCAAGCCGUUCUUGAUGAUGCUGCAAAAUGUAAAUCAAAAAUGGAUGCAGCAUCUUCAUUGAUCAACGGAUUAGGGGAAGAAAGAAUACGUUGGACGGAACAAUUGGCUCAAUUUAAAUCCGAAAUCGAAAGGUUGAUUGGAGACGUACUCAUUUUCACAGGAUUUUUAUCUUAUUGCGGUCCUUUCAAUCAAGAUUUUCGUCUUUUAAUACAAAAAAGUUGGUUUGACGAAUUAGCCAAAAGAAAAAUUCCAGUUACGGCUAAUUUAAAUAUAACUGAUAAUUUAACUGAUUCCGCAACGAUAGGUGAAUGGAAUUUACAAGGAUUACCAAAUGAUGAAUUAUCAAUACAAAAUGGUAUAAUCGUGACGAAAGCUGCACGUUAUCCAUUACUUAUAGAUCCACAAAGUCAGGGAAAAGCCUGGAUUAAAAACAAGGAAAAAGAUAAUGAUUUUACGGUUACGGUUUUCAAUCAUAAAUAUUUUAGAAAUUAUCUCGAAGAUAGUGUUUCAUUAGGAAGAGCAUUACUCAUUGAAGAUGUCGGAGAAGAAUUAGAUCCCGCUUUGGAUAAUGUUCUAGAAAAGAAUUUUAUUAAAAUAGGAACUUCUCUAAAGGUUAAAAUUGGAGAUAAAGAAAUUGAAGUACAUAAAGAUUUUAGACUGUAUAUCACAACGAAACUCCCUAAUCCAGCAUAUUCUCCAGAAAUUGCGGCAAGGACUUCAAUUAUUGAUUUCACGGUUACAAUGAAAGGCACGAAUUUACUUACUGGAUAUAUAAUUAAUUAUAUUUUUUUUAAUGAGAGAGAGAGAGAGAGUCUGGAAGAUCAAUUGCUCGGAAGAGUUAUUGUAACGGAAAAAAAAGAACUUGAAAUAGAGAGAACAAAUUUAAUUACCGGUGUGACAGCCAAUAAAAGAAAAAUGAAAGAAUUAGAAGCUAAUUUGCUUCAUAAAUUAUCUACCGUUGAGGGAUCUUUGGUAGAUGAUGAAAGCGUUAUAACCGUUUUAAAUAUAUCGAAGGAUACAGCGGCUGAUGUUAAAAUAAAAUUGCAAGUUGCAGAAGAAACGGAAAUAAAAAUCAAUGCUGCCAGAGAAGAAUUUCGACCCGUGGCCACACGUGGAAGUGUCCUUUAUUUUCUCAUAACGGAUAUGACAAUGGUUAACAGCAUGUAUCAAACAUCAUUGGUUCAAUUUUUAGAAAGAUUUGAUUUAUCGUUAGCGAGAUCGGAAAAAAGUCUGAUACCUUCAAGAAGGAUAAAUUUCAUAAAUGAAUAUUUAACAUAUGAAAUAUUUAAAUAUAAAAGCAGAUCGUUAUACGAAGUACAUAAAUUUUUAUUUAUUUUAUUAAUGACGUUUAAAAUUGAUUUACAAAGAGAAUCGAUUACUUAUGAAGAAUUUCAAACAUUAAUAAAAGCUGCUUUAGAUCUCAAUGCCGUUCAACCAAAACCUUGUAAAUGGAUUAGCGAUAAUACUUGGCUUAAUUUGGUACAAUUGUCAAAUCUACGACAAUUUCAAUAUCUAUUGAAUCAAAUAACAAACAAUGAAAAAAAUUGGAAACUUUGGUUUGAUAAAGAAGCACCAGAAGAAGAAGUUUUUCCAGACGGUUAUCAAAAUUUAGAUGUUUUCAAACGUUUGCUACUCAUUAGGGCCUGGUGUCCAGAUAGAAUAAUUUAUCAAUCAAGAAAAUACAUAGCACAAUCAAUGGGACCGAAAUAUGCCGAACCCGUUAUAAUGAAUUACGAAAUAAUUUUUGAAGAAUCUCGACCCAACACUCCAUUGAUUUGCUUUUUAUCAAUGGGAUCCGAUCCUACUCUUAAUAUAGAAACAUUGGCAAAAAGAAACAUGUUUUCGUGUAAGUCAAUUUCCAUGGGUCAAGGACAAGAAGUACAUGCAAGGAAAUUAAUAGCAAAAUCAAUGUCUGAAGGAGGAUGGGUUCUUUUACAAAAUUGUCACUUGGGCCUUGAAUACAUGAAUGAAUUAUUUACAACAUUAAUUGAAGCUGAAUCAAUACAUGAAGAUUUUAGAGUUUGGAUAACAACUGAAGUUCAUCCUAAUUUUCCCAUUUCUUUACUACAAAUAUCAUUGCAAUUUACAAAUGAACCUCCGCAAGGUAUUCGAGCCGGUUUGAAACGAACUUAUGGCGGAAUGACACAAGAUGUUUUAGAUUAUACGGAUGCUCAUCAGUAUUUAUACAUGUUGUAUGCCGUAUCGUUUUUACAUAGCGUCGUUCAAGAGAGAAGAAAAUUUGGACCUUUAGGUUGGAACAUACCAUACGAAUUUAACAGUUCGGAUUGGUUGGCAUCCGUCAUGUUUUGUCAAAAUCAUUUGGAAGCUUUAAAUAAAGAUCAACCUGUCAGCUGGACGACAGUCAGAUACAUGUUGGGGGAAGUACAAUAUGGCGGGAGAGUGACCGACGAUUACGAUAAAAGACUUCUCAACACUUUUACAAAAGUUUGGUUUUCCGAAGCGAUGUUUAAUGAAAAUUUUGUUUUUUACAAAGGAUACGGAAUCGUUAGAUUUAAAUAUUUAAAUCAAUAUUUGGAAUAUAUCGAUGAAAUGUCUCAAGUGGAUCCUCCCCAAGUUUACGGUCUUCAUCCGAAUGCUAACAUAACGUAUUUAUCGAACACGGCUAAAAACAUGUUAGACACGAUAUUAUUAAUACAACCGAAAGAAUCAUCCGGGGGUAAGGGGGAAACGAGAGAACACGCAGUCGUAAGACAAGCAAAAGAAAUGCUUUCCAAAUUACCCAAAGAUUAUGAUUCUUUUGAAAUCAGAGAAAGGCUCCGAAUGUUGUUGACUCAAUUAUCACCGAUGAAUAUUUUCCUUCGACAAGAAAUCGAUAGAAUGCAAAGAGUCGUAACCGUUGUUAGAGAUACACUAAGAGAUCUUUUAUUGGCCAUCGAAGGAACGAUAAUUAUGAACGACUCUUUAAGAGAUGCUUUAGAUAAUAUAUACGAUGCUAGAAUACCUAAAACCUGGCUUCAAGGUUCUUGGACAUCAUCGAGUAUAGGAUUUUGGUUUACCGAACUCUUAGAACGUGACAUACAAUUUCGUACGUGGCUUAUGAACGGUCGACCAAUUAUGUUUUGGAUGACGGGAUUUUUUAAUCCCCAAGGAUUUUUAACUGCCAUGAGACAAGAGGUUGCUCGGGCUCACAAAGGUUGGGCUUUAGAUGCAGUUAUAUUGCACAAUGACGUUUUGAAAUUGAUGAAAGAAGAAGUUCGAGGGCCCCCAUCGGAAGGAGUUUACGUCUAUGGUUUAUUUAUAGAAGGCUCAGGUUGGGAUAAAAGAAAUGCUAAAUUAACCGAAUCCGCUCCCAAAGUUUUGUUUGUUCUCAUGCCCGUAGUUCACAUUUAUGCAAUUAACACGAAUGAAAUAAAAAAAGAUCCUAAAAUUGGAUUAUAUCAGUGUCCAGUUUAUAAAAAGUUAAAUAGAACUGAUUUAACAUUUAUAACACCAUUAUGGUUAAAUACGAGCAAACCUCCAGAACAUUGGAUUCUAAGAGGAGUCGCACUCCUUUGUGACGUCAAAUGA
Pediculus humanus corporis (human body louse) is the source of this 13671-nucleotide messenger RNA. RefSeq names its product ciliary dynein heavy chain, putative. Gene Ontology annotation, molecular function: dynein intermediate chain binding; ATP hydrolysis activity; minus-end-directed microtubule motor activity. The transcript is spliced from 63 exons. Gene Ontology annotation, cellular component: dynein complex. Bases 1 to 13671 code for a protein of 4556 amino acids. Lineage: Eukaryota; Metazoa; Arthropoda; Insecta; Psocodea; Pediculidae. The record is from RefSeq and is a predicted model, not a curated record. Gene Ontology annotation, biological process: microtubule-based movement.